Messenger RNA from Heterobasidion irregulare TC 32-1, 1431 nucleotides. RefSeq lists its product as uncharacterized. The transcript has 6 exons. Gene Ontology annotation, molecular function: GTPase activator activity. The record is from RefSeq and is a predicted model, not a curated record. NCBI's taxonomy places the organism in Eukaryota, Fungi, Basidiomycota, Agaricomycetes, Russulales, Bondarzewiaceae. Bases 1 to 1431 code for a protein of 476 amino acids. Gene Ontology annotation, biological process: COPI coating of Golgi vesicle.
AUGGCAGAACCCAGCAAGGCGGAGACCGAGCAGGUCUUCAAGGUGUUGAAGUCGGGCAAGGGCAACAAGAUGUGCUUUGAUUGUCAGGCUCGUAACCCGACUUGGUCCAGUGUUACGUUCGGCGUGUACAUAUGUCUCGACUGCUCCAGUGUGCAUCGGAAUAUGGGCGUUCAUAUAAGUUUCGUCAGGUCAACCAACUUGGAUAGCUGGCAGCUCAUUCAACUGCGCACGAUGAAAAUAGGCGGGAACGGCUCGGCAACAGACUUCUUUACCCGCCAUGGCGGGUCUACUCUCCUCGGUGAAUCCGACGUCAAGAAGAAGUAUACCAGCCGUGUCGCCGACCUCUACAAAGAGGAGCUAGCUAAGAGAGUGCGGGAAGACGCAGCAAAGUAUCCAGAGGGUAUCGUGGUCGAAGGCGCAGAGACCGCGAAAUCUCCGCCAACAGAAAGCACUGCUGGAGGCGACGACGACUUCUUCUCCUCCUGGGAUAAACCAACAUCGCCCAAGCCAGCAGCAAACAGCUCGAAACCCGCCGCACCGUCCGUCAUUGGCCGCGCUGCAUCCGCAUCCUCCGCACCACGCACCGUAACCUCUUCUUCACUCCGCUCCACCUCCACCGGCAGCUCAGUCGGUCGUCCCGCAAGGCUAGGCGCCUCGCGUCUCUCUUCGUCUGCCUCCACCACUAGCGCCGCCUCGACCGCUGCGCCGAAGAAAUCGAAACUCGGAGGGCUCGGAGCGAAGAAAGCGGCGCCUGUGGAUUUUGCUGAAGCCGAGCGGAAAGCGACGGAGGAGGCUGAGCGGAUUAAGCAGCUGGGGUAUGACCAGGAACGAGAGGAACAGGAGGAACGGGUGAAGAAGGAAAAGGAGGCGCUGGAGCUGAAGAGCAAGGCUGCGACCGUGGGCGUGAAGACGAAGACAGUUGAAGUGGCUAAGGUUGCACCAAAGCCGAAUGGUAGCAGCCAGGAUAUGGAGCGGCUGGGGAUGGGGAUGAAAAGGUUGGGUUUCGGUGGUGUGCCUGCGGCGGCGGCGGCGUCUUCCAAGGCCAGCACGUCCAUGGUAGCAGACGAUGCGCCCACCACGGCCCGGGACCGAUUCGGAGGCCAGAAAGCGAUAUCGUCUGACAUGUUCUUCGGGAGGAAUGAUUACGACGCCUCCGCACUGAGUGAGAGCCGGGCUCGCCUCUCACAGUUUCAGGGCGCUACUUCCAUCUCGUCGAACCAGUACUUUGGACGAGAGGAGGAGGACGACCUCGUCGCGGGCAAUGCCGAUGGUGGUCUCCUCGGGGAUGGAAGCCUGGCUGGCCUGGAGACGGCUGCGAAGGAGGCCCUCGCGAGGGUCAUGGCGAACCCGGAUGUUCAGAACCUCGGAGAGAGUAUAAGGACGAACGCGCUGAAGCUCUCUGAUUACCUUGCCCAAAUGUCCGAGCGCUGA